Molecule: messenger RNA, 2147 nt
Organism: Acaromyces ingoldii
Lineage: Eukaryota; Fungi; Basidiomycota; Exobasidiomycetes; Exobasidiales; Cryptobasidiaceae
Product: PIN domain-like protein
Exons: 1
Coding region: 51-2084 (677 amino acids)
Cellular component (GO): cytoplasm; nucleus
Molecular function (GO): 5'-flap endonuclease activity; 5'-3' exonuclease activity; DNA binding
Source: RefSeq, a predicted model, not a curated record
CAACGAUCUCGUUGCGGCAUGAGCAACAGGUAGCGAAAGAGGGGAGGACAAUGCAGGCGACGAAGGCGGUCAUGGGGAUCCGUGGCAUCUUUCCGCUCAUCAAGCAGCAUGCGCCCCUCGCUAUCGAGAAGCUCUCGUCGCUCAGCCAGCUCCCACCUGGCUACAGACUAGCCAUCGAUGCCACGCUGCUUGUGCAGAGGUUGCACUUUGCUGAUGACGCGCACGCCAGCCGCCACCUCAUUGGGAUACACCGCCUGGCGCGCGCGCUGGAGGCGGCCAACGUCAGACCGAUCAUGGUGUUUGACAACCCGGCGGCAUCGGCCAGAAUGCCGCAGAAGCAGCGUGAACGAGCGAGGAGGAAGCAGGCGCGCACUCGCCUCUCGACCAGGUCUCUCAUCGAGAAGCUGAGACGCGAUCGGCUCGGGCACCUGGAGCAGGCACUGGCACAGUGGAGAUCGUUGAAGGACACGGAACGGGCAGAAGUGGCGUCGUUGCUGAGACAUUGGUCAGAGAGCAAGGCGCCGCUCCCUGUUUCGCAGACCGCGACUCUGUUGGACCGCUUCUCCGACCAGACGCACGAAGCUGAAGAAGAGGCCGAGGCAGGACCUGAAGAAAGCGAGAUUGACCAGGGUGCUCUCGUGUCCUUGGACGACGCGAAGCUUCACGAGGCCGUCUUUGUGCGGCCAUCAUCGGACUUGCUCGUUGAGGACGACUGGAAAGGCAUCGACCUUGCACCACUCGAGGAGCUGGUCCAGGCAGCAGAGAGCGACAUAAAGGAAUGGCAAGCACGACAGCCGCCAUACGAUGGCAUCUGGUCCGAAGUAAAGGAGGCCGAGUCAUCGGCGACCAUCGCCAUCGCCUCGCGCAUCGAUUCAGCAAGGCGUGAAUACCUCCAUCUCCAAGCUGCAGCGAGCGCUGUCUCGACUGGACCCAGGGAAGGCACCGAGGAAGCCGAAGUCUCGCUCCCACCCGAGACGCCAGCGCAAGCUAAGAUGACUGCGCUCGAGGGGACACUGUAUGCGGCCCUUGAGUCUUCGCAAUGCAGAGAAGGAGAUGUGACGGCCACGUCGGCGGACGCCAUAGCCCUCUCCAAGACGACGCCCGAACUUCCUGCUGAGGAGCCCCUGGCGCUGACCGAGAUCGCCGCCCAAAAUCAGGUCCUAGGAAGGGCCUACGCCCGCUCCUCGGAGCCUCUCUCGCCUCAGAUCUUCGACGACUGUGCCGAUCUUUGUCGUCUAUUGAAUAUUCCUGUCCUCUGGACUGGCGACGGCUCUCGUACCGGCGGAAGGGCUCACGAGGCCGAAGCGAUGGCGGCCAUGCUCGUUCGUGACGGGCACGCCGACGCCGUCGCGAGCGAGGACAGCGAUGUGCUCCUCUACGAUGUCAAGCUGCUGCGCGGGCUCGUCGGAUCCAAAGGACUGGAGCUCGUCGAUGCCAAGCAGGUCCGCCUCACCUUGUUUCCUCCACAGCCUGCCGAGGAUGAAGCAAGUAAGGCCGAGGCGGACAAGGCGAGCGCAAGAAAGAUGCUCGACUUUGCCCUGCUCUGCGGCACUGACUUCAAUCGCACUGUCGCGGGAAUUGGCUCGCGGAGGGCCUUGAAGCUCAUGCAAACAUUCGGAAGCAUCAAUGGAAUCCGCCAAGAGGUUCUCCGAGCCGUGGCGCAGCACCGCAAGGACCAGCGAAGUCCCAAGCAGAUUCGAGCUCUUUCGGAGGCCGACGAGCAACCUCGGAUCGACAAGAGCAUGGCGUCCAUGAUGGCUAAAUUUGCGCUUCCGAAUGGCAUGACGUGGCGCGAGUACAGCAAGGAAUUGAACCAGGCGAGAGAUGUCUUCAGGCGACCGCCAAGCCUCUUCAAGGAGCUGAGGAAGCUCAAAGGGCAGGGUCAGGCCCAACUCUGGCCGGAGCCAGCACAGCAAUCACGCGACGAGUCAGAUGAAGAGGUCGAAAGGUAUCUUCAAACUCAUGGUGUACGGAGACACGACUCGCUGGACAAGGACGAAUCAGCGACGACUACACCGCAGAGCCGAGGAUUCGGAGCAGGGCUGUUCAAGGAUGGGGGGCCCGUAGCGAGCUGGUCAGGUUGAUAACGUCGAACAAAGCAAACCAAAUGUAUCCAUAGUCUGUUCAAGCAUAUACUGCAAUCCAAG